AGCUGCAGAAUCUGUGCCCGGGGGAGGGGAACUUUUGUCCGGAUACGUGGUACAACUAGAGGCGGUCCUAAAGACCCAGGAACACCUCCGGCCUGAGUUCACCCCAGCAAGCCCCCUUCACCCUUCACAAAACUUUCCAAAAAUGUCUACUUCUGCUUCUUCACAACUUUUCGGAGUGCUUCUAAUCGCGUUUUUCGCCUCAGUCGUGGACUCUCAGUAUGAGAAAUACAGCUUCAGGAGCUUCCCCAGGAACGAGCUGAUGCCUCUGGAGUCCGCGUACAAAUACGCGCUGGACCAGUACACCGGGGAGAAGUGGAAGGAGACGGUGGAGUAUAUGGAGGUGUCUCUGCGGCUCUACCGGCUGCUUCGGGACAGCGAGGCCUUCUGCAACCUCAACUGCAGCGCCGUGAGGCUGGACAACGAGGAGAAGUUCUCGGAGUUUCCAGAGCUGAGGGCGUUUGGGAACGUGAUGAAGAGGGCGCAGUGCCUGAAGCGCUGCAAACAGGGUCUGCCCGCUUUCAGACAAACCAUGCCGAGCCGAGAAACCAUAGACGAGUUUGAGAAGAGGGAGCCGUACAAAUACCUGCAGUAUGCCUACUUCAAGGUGAGUUCAUGUAAGAGGUGAGGGUAAAGGCCUGCUCCGAAUUUCAAAAACCAGGCAAUAAUGCGUCUAUGAUUUCUGAGAAUUACCAGUCUAUGGUGAUGGUGUACUCCGUUUUGAAUGUGGAUAUCAGUGCACCAAGAGUUUCUAUUUUUACGUCACUUGUGACAGUCCUGAAAUGCGUCCUGGCGUCACCAACGUGCCACGGAUGCACAGGGGGUUCCUUUAACUGUGCCAGAGAGCAGGUCCUGAGCAUUUACGCAUACAUGCUUCCCUUUCAAAGACACGUAAGGGUAAUCAAAAUGGCCAGUCUCAGCUCUUUAAAGGUUUCAAACAGCAACCAGUUUGCAUGUAAACAGAAAGUUAAUUCAAAGGAUUCAAUUAUGACCUGUAAGAACUCUGGAGUGGCUUUGAUUCAUUCAUUUGCAUGUGCAUUAUUAUAAAGAGUUGUAAUAAGUUUAAGAAUACUUUAAGAUUUUAAGAAUAAAGUCAUAAAGAUUAGGGGAAUAAAGAUGUAAUGUGACAUGAAUUAAGUAUUUUUAAAAGGAUUAAUUUCUAACAUCACAAAAAGAUGUUAUUGUUUUUGUUUUUCUAUAUUGUUAAAGUGACCAGAGGGAGUUUUUUCAUGUUCUUGAAACAGGCUGUAAUCCACAUUAAUGUUGUUUUAUGAUACACAAAAGCAAACAGUUGCAUGAGCAGAAAAUCACUUUACUUUAUGUGCUUGUGUUAUUUUUCUCCCAGUCUGAUAACCUAGCUAAGGCAGUGUCUGCAGCUCACACCUUCCUGCUCCGACACCCAGAUGACGAGAUGAUGCAGAAAAACAUGGCGUACUACAAGAGCCUGCCUGGAGCUGAAGACCACCUCAAAGACCUCGAAACUAAGUCCUAUGAGGUAACCACGUUCUCAAAAUCUCAUCCUUUUUGUUUAGCCUCCUACAGACACAAAGAAAAGUUACUACUAAGCGUAGAAAGUGUAGUUGUACAGAUGAGUCCCACCCAUGUCCGCGGCUUUGUGCACACACACACAGAUGGGGCUAUUAUUGGAUCUGUGGGUCUGCUGAUGUGGUAGCAGCCUGUGGUCAACCAGCCAAGCAAAGUAACAUCAUGGGAAGAGUCUUAUGCAGUCUCAAGUGGUUCCCCAAAUAGACCCUGGUGACCUAUUGUGGAUUAUGAUGGAGUCUAAUUGGAUCCAUUCAACAAACAGGACUCAAAGCUGCAACUCUUAAACCACUUUAAGUUUUUUGACCUGCCCAAAAUGAAAUCUUCCUCACAUUAGAUAUUGGCUUAAAUAAGAAUCACUGUGUAAUACUUGUGCAUUUCUGUCAAACUGAAAGUGAACAUAACAUGACUGACCUUUUCCUCUCCUUUUUUCUGUGUUAUUACAGACCUUGUUUGUGCGUUCAGUGAGGGCGUAUAAUGGAGAAAACUUCCGUACUUCUGUGUCAGACAUGGAGCUGGCUCUUCGGGACUUUUUCAAGGUCUACGAUGAAUGUCUGGCUGCGUCUGAGGGUCCCAGAGACAUCAGAGACUUCAAAGACUUUUACCCCUCCAUCGCAGGUUAGCUAAUACUUCCUCCUGCUGCUUCUGCACCUGUGAAGUUAAUCCUCUCUCUCACAUGUAUUUCUCACUGUCCCUUUGUUUUCAUCCCUCCACAGAUCACUACAUAGAGGUUCUGGAAAGGAAAGUGAGGUGUGAAAGUGACUUGACGCCCGUUGUAGGGGGUUUUGUUGUCGAGAAGUUUGUAGCCACUAUGUACCACUACCUGCAGUUUGCCUACUACAAAUGUAAGCAGCACUUUGUCCCGCAAAAUCGUUUUCUGCAAGCUAUGUUUGAUCAUUUUAGACCAUUUUUGAAAUGGAGCCACAAACCUGAAAAGUGUAAUCUUCUGCAGGUUCAAACUUGUGGGGGAAAAUCUCUGAUUUGCUGUAACGUUUGUGUUUUCAGUGAAUGACCUGAAGAAUGCAGUACCAUGUGCAGCAAGCUACAUGCUCUUUGACCCCAGUGAUGAGGUUAUGAAGAAUAACGUGGCUUAUUACCAGUUCCACAAAAAACAGUGGGGGCUUGAAGAGGAGGACUUCCUACCGAGACCUGUAAGACAUGUUUAUGAUCCUAAACGUUACGCGCACACUUAAGAACAAACAGUUUCUGUCUGAGGUUUGGAGUCAGAUUGAAACAGCCUCAUUGUCAAAAAAGUCACAGAAAUGUUCAAUUAAGCUUUUAAACUUCAACACCAAGAGCACAUUUGCUGAAGUUUGUAGAUAUUUUCCCUGUUAGAGCUGCCACAUUCACAUAUUCAACACAUGCACAAUUGUUUUCUUGCUGAGAGUUAAAUAGAAGAUCACAACCACUCUAAUAUCCGUGAGGUUAAUUUGGAGAAGUCAGUUGGCUUAGCUUGCCAAAAGUCUUUGGAAUAAAAGACUGGAGGAGUGUUGAAACUUUCUAAUAAGAAAAUAGCAAAUCAAAUAAAAGCACUGCCCAAGCACCCCAUAAAACCACAACUGGUAGUUCAACUGGUCUUUUCAGUUUUGAGAAAAACAAAAUAAUAAUAAUUUAUCAGAUUUUAUAUAGCUUAUAGUUACCCUCAAAGCGCUUUACAUUGGAUACAUCAUUCAUUCACUCACACAGUCACACCCGGUGGUGGUAAACUGCUUUAGUAGUCACAGCUGCUCUGGGGCAGACUGACGGAAACAUGGCUGCCAAUCUGCACCAACAGCUCUGACCACCACCAAACAUCAUUCACAAUCACACACCAGUAGAGGACACACACCGGGAGCAAGGUGGAUAAAGUGUCUUGCCCAAGGACACAACGGACAGACUAAGGAUGGGGAAUCAAACCCCAACCUUCCAGUUGCGGGAUGACCGUUUUACUUUUGAGCUACUGCUGACCCCAAAAAAGACAUAACUGGUCAUGAGAGAAGCCAGGAGGUUUAAUAUAACUACCUUUGGACAUAGAGGCCCCAAAAAGGGUCGUUUUAAGCUAAAUGCUUUUGGACACUGUGACUAAUCACAGCUAGCGUAACACGAGGCAAUCAAGUUUCAUAAUCCAUUACUUAUUUCUAUUUUUAAUCAAAUUUUAAAAGUUAGGACAUCUUGCACAACCUAGGUCUCAUCAUGGACUUCACCCUCUCCUUCCACUCCCACAUCAACUCCAUCACUCUAGACUCCAUUGCUUAAACCUUCAUUCAUGCUUUCAUCACCUCCUGCCUUGAUUACUGCAAUGGAGUUCUGUCUGAGGUACCCAGCAAGUCCCUGAACGGGCUCCAGUAUGUCCAGAACUUAGCUGCCAGGGUUUUCACCCUUAUCAAGCCCUGGCAGCACAUCACCUCAACCCUCAUCCACCUUCACUGGCUCCCAAUAAAACCCCAACAAAAUGCUACUCCUCACCUAUAAAGGCUUCCACGACCUCACCCCUCAGUAUCUACCUGACCUCCUUCACCCAUUCACCCCUUCCUGGAACCUCUGGUCUUCAGACACCGGCCUUCUCUUCAUCCCAAAAUCCAGACUCCGUACAUUUGGAGGCCAGGAUUACAGGGCCACAGCCCCCACUCACUGGAACAACCUCACCUCAGACAUCUAAAAUGUCCCAUCUCUUACUACUUUCAAAAUACUCCACCUGUUCAUCACAGCCUACAACUUCGAAUUACUCUGCUCCCCAAUCCCACCCCCAAAUCUUUUUCAACCAUCAAAGUCUGUUAACCUUUAUUUUAUUUUUAUUUAAGUUAUAUACAGUUUAAUGUAACCUUUCUAUCUUUUGUUUACUAUUGUUACAAUUUAUAAAGUGACCCUGGGGUCUUUGAAAGGCGCUUUAUUAUCAUCAUUAAAAAUUUAAACCAGAUGAUAUAAAACAAACUAGAACUGUGACCAACUUAAUAAUGCAGAUAACUUAAUUUAAGGUUCAUUUGUAUAAAGAUAACAAAUAUACAUAUACUGAUACAUGAUGAAGAUCCUAUGUCUAAAUCAGGAAAUUACUUAUUAUAGCAUGUUUACAUUUUUUUAUUUGUCACAAUGUACCAAUCUAAAUGCAGAAUUCAAUCAUAAAAACAUUUAAGUUUGAGAGUAAAUUAAGCCAAUCUUGCUUUAUUAUAUGAAUUUUAUGAACAAUAGGUGCAAAUGUCUCUUAAAGAUUUAUUUUCAUUUGUUUUUCAAGUUUAUUAAAUGUUAUAGAGUUUUGCUGCAAACACAAAUUGCACUAACAAUCAGCCAUAUAUCAAUAUUCAUUGCUUAGUGCCACAAAUGGUUCACUGAAAAAAUAUAUCUGAGAGUACAGAUGGUUCUUGUUCAACAUACUACUUUGCCAGUCUUUUACUAUUUAGGGUCAGAUUCGCUAAUUUGUGUUUCUUGAAACUUAAAUGCAAGUUAAAGAAAUAAGAAGGGGGAAUUUCUCAGGGGUUAGGCGCUUGCAUUUUGGCACAGUGUUCAGACUGUAACUGGACAAAAAUCAGGCAGGCUCUUUUCCCCAGUCUGAGAAUUUGAGUUAAGCUGGGCUACUUUGCUGCAUAUGGUAACUUUGAAUGGAAAUCAACGCAGAUAUGAGAGAGAUACAAAUAUAAGAAUUGAUCAAACUAAUCAUUUCAUGUCAUUGGACUUACCUGACUUCUGUUUGUCUGUGCUGCAGGAGGCGGUGAGGUACUACAAUCAGACUACAAUGCAGCUACAGAUGUUAGAGUUCUCUAAACAGCGCCUGCUGAGUGAUGAUGAGGUGAGUGUGUCUGUAUAGCUAUGUUGAUGUGUCUGACCCGGCCACACAGCCUACCUCUGAAAGUACAACCCACAUGCUACCCUUAAAAUCAGUUAUCAGGGUGUGUUUGUCUCUCAAAGCUACCCUCUUUGUGUAAUUUAUGGAAAAACCCUGGAUUCUUCAGCGCAGUCACAUGAUACCCUGCAGUACAAUGUGAGGCUUGUGUGUAUGUGUGUAAGGCUGCAAUAACACAAAUGUCCAUAAGGUGGCAGCAUAACAUCAGCAUUUCUUGACGUUAUUAUGAUGCGGCGCAAAUACCAUGUCCAUCAGGGCUACCCCACAUAAACCAGGAUUACAUGUUGUUUGAGGUAAAUACUGUUCAUUUCAGCUCUGUAAUCUCUUUAGUUAUGCUAGGUAUGAGAAAAAUCACGGAUUGAACUGUGAGUGGGAGGAUUUAUGCUAAUUCACUGUGGGAAAAUCUCACUAAGAAACAAAAACAGACCCUCCCUGUUUUUAUUUCUCUGCAGGGGGAGGUGGUGGAGUUUAUAGAUGAGUUCCUGGAUGAUGACGACGACAACCCAAUGUUGGAAGGCCCUCCAAAAUGAUGAGAAACCACACCAGCACUCCCCAGUUUGUAUUUAUUGGGUUUUUGUACAUGGCUUAGAUUGAUCACUGUUUUUUUUUACCUGUUAGGGCCACAUCCUGACUUUUUAAAAAAAAUCCAUGCACUCAUUAUCCAGUCAAGUGGUACCCACUUACAACAUGGUAGCUUAAUGUCUCCACUGUGAAUCUUGUAUGUUUGUCAUUCCCGCAGUGAAACAAUAAAACUUCUGGUUAAAUAUCA
Messenger RNA from Xyrichtys novacula (pearly razorfish), 6122 nucleotides. Lineage: Eukaryota; Metazoa; Chordata; Actinopteri; Labriformes; Labridae. The record is from the annotation of a GenBank genome assembly.